Paraglomus brasilianum is the source of this 1053-nucleotide messenger RNA. NCBI's taxonomy places the organism in Eukaryota, Fungi, Glomeromycota, Glomeromycetes, Paraglomerales, Paraglomeraceae. The record is from the annotation of a GenBank genome assembly.
UAUCUUUUGUUAAAUUUUGAUAACCUCAAGUCAACUCACUACAAUAAGGUAUCGGCCUUCAGAAAAAGAAAUAGAAUUCGGGUAUAUGGAACGGAUGUGCCAAAUCCUUUCCAAUCAUUCGACGGCUUAACAGAACAAUAUUCCAUAUUUCGUUAUAUCAGAAGAAACAUUGAGACUGCCGGAUAUGAACACCCAACACCAAUACAGAUGCAAGCUAUUCCUGGGAGAGAUAUAAUGGGAAUGGCGCCAACAGGGUCGGGAAAGACACUGGCGUAUAUAUUACCGAUUUUGCAGGAUAUGAGAAGACCAGAGAAAGUAGGAUAUAGGGCAUUGGUUAUAGCACCCACGAGAGAAUUAGCACGACAGAUCUAUUGCGAGUUCAAGAAGAUGAGUUUAAGUAGAAAAUUCAAAAUAUGUAUACUUACCAAAGCAACAGCAGCCACACAGGCACAAACACCUGAACUCAGACAGAAAUAUGAUAUUCUGAUUAGCACACCCCUUCGUCUUGUCCACGCUAUCAAGCAGAAAGAUAUCGAUCUGCACAAUGUUAAACAUUUGGUUCUUGAUGAAGCAGAUAGGCUUCUCGAAUUGGGUUUCCUAGAGCAGACAGAUGAAAUAUUUCACGCAUGCUCAAAUCCAAAACUCCAGACAUAUCUUUUUAGUGCGACAUUACCGUCCGGUGUGGAGACUUUAGCAAACACUAUUAUGAAAGACCCUAUUAAAGUCGUAAUAGGAAUCAAAAACGCAGCAACAGAUACGGUCAACCAAGAGCUCGUCUAUGUCGGCCAAGAAGAAGGGAAACUCAUCGCAAUAAGACAAUUGGUUCAACAAGGAAUUAAGCCUCCGGUGUUGAUAUUUGUACAGUCUAUCGAGAGAGCAAAAGAGUUAUUUCACGAACUGAUUUAUGACGGGAUAAACGUAGAUGUUAUACACUCGGAACGAACAAAAGCUCAACGUGAUGCAAUAAUACAAUCGUUUAUGCAAGCCAAAAUAUGGAUUUUAAUAGCCACGGAACUCAUGGCGCGUGGGAUGGACUUCAAGGGCAUCAACCUU